Molecule: messenger RNA, 1455 nt
Organism: Drosophila nasuta
Lineage: Eukaryota; Metazoa; Arthropoda; Insecta; Diptera; Drosophilidae
Exons: 2
Coding region: 408-1133 (241 amino acids)
Source: RefSeq, a predicted model, not a curated record
GUGCGUGUGUGUGUGCGUACGUGCGUCUGUAUGAUCCUUAAGUGUUGCAAGACGUUCAAGUUUUCAAGUGUUGAAAAAUUUAGUUAGAUCGCCAAGCAUUUAUUUGCCAUCCCACUUGCACUCAGGCGUCUCCGGCAAGCGUGAAUGUCAAAUUGUGUUCAACUAACUUGUCGCUUGCUUCGUGUAUUCAUUCUCCCAAGCAAAACAUUAAGUCAAACCAAAACGGAUGACAACAAAAAAAUCCCAAAUAUACUUGUGUAUAGAUAGAUAUAUAUGUAUAUCUUAUAAGAAUAGAGCGUAUAUAUAACCAAACGACGCGAGACUGUUGGAGGACGUUGUGUUUUUGCGUUGCCGCUUUGCAGUUUAUUUAAAAGCGCAAGUGUACUUAAUUGAAUACCCAUAACGAAAUGGAGUCUGCGAAAAGCUUGUUGUUGGAGAAGUACCAUGGAUUAUGUAAUUACCUGGAGCGCGACACCGUGGGCAGUGAACUGGCGAUCUACGGCACCUCAACGCUAAUGUUGCUGGUUGCGUAUAUGAAGCGUAAGCCCGCUUAUCUCGUGCGUCAGUUCAAGCAGCCGUCGCAUAUUCCCGAGCGGAUUAUCAAUGAACGCAUCAUGCACACCGGCACCAUACGUGGAGUGCAGCAACGGGAUCAGGACACGCUGCUGUUGAUCAAGCACCGACCGCUCAUACCGAUCUUUACCAGUCGCGAUCGCUUGCUGCCCGUCAAGCUGCCAGGAGUGCGCGUCAAUGCCAACGGCUAUUCGUGGCUGCAGCAGUGUCUGGUUGGACGUGAGGCAACAUUUUUACCACUAAACAAGAGUGCCAAGUCGCAGGAUUAUGUUGUGUGCCAGCUGUGCCUGGUGCAUCCUCCAAAGGGCAAUAACCAGCUGUUGGAUGUGUCCGAGACGUUGUUGAAACUACGUUUCGCAAAAUACGCUCAGGAUGUGGCGGCCGCAGUCAAGCGGAAUAACAAAUACUAUCAGCAUCUACGUCAGGUGGAGCAAACCACAGCCAGCAAAGAGGCGUGGCUGGCGUUUAUAUCGCGUUAUCCGUACCUCUGGCAGCGUUUUAAUGAACUGAAGGCAUCACUGCUGCCCAAGCAGAAACUGUUGCCGGAGUUGGUGCGCUGAUCUCACUGAUCAAACACGUCUCCCUCCCAUCAUUAGUCAUUAAGUGAAGACAACGUUGAACGUACAUUAAAUAUUUGUUAAUUUAAUUAUAAGACGACUUCCCGCGUAGUGUCGCACAAAUCCAACUUGAUCCCAAUCGAAUCUGAGAACGUGACAUUCUCACGAUUUUCACAGGAGUGCAAAACGACGCAACGAACACAUGAAUUUGGUAUAAACAAUUGUUGCUAUUGUUAUUUUGCUGUAUGACAUAAAAGCUCGCGUAUAUGUGUGAGUCCGUGUGUGUGUAUGUGUGUGACGUGCGUACGUGAGCGAGUGCAUUUUA